AACAAAACCCUUAAACGCCGUCGUAUCUAUCUGCUUCUCCGCAAAACCCUAAAAAUCUUAAUCCGCUCCCUCCACAUUGGCUGAUCUUCCGGCGAAUAAUGGAAGGGAUCGAGAUGGCCGCGCCGCCUCAGGACCAAUCAUCGGUGGACGAAUUCUGCUCCGCCGUCCUGUCGCAGUUCAGCAAUUCGAAGAAAGAGAACCAUCUCCACAUCUGCACCGCCAUUGGAGCCAUGUCGCAGGAACUCAAAGACCAGAACCUUCCUAUAACCCCCAUCGCGUACUUUGGAGCAACGUGCUCCUCUCUCGAUCGCCUGUUAUCAAGCGUCGAUCCCCCGUGCCACCUCCUGGACGCCUUGAUUGCCAUUCUUUCUUUAGUUAUCGACCGAUUUUCUCCCGCUGUCCUCAAGACGAAAUACAGUUAUUUAUCCGAGCUUCUGAAUCGGCUUCUCAGUCUGAAAACCGUUGGGGAUAAUUCCGUUGUGCACGCAUUGAAGUGUGCGUCUCGAUUGUUAAUUGUGAGGGAUAAGAUUGGCUGGGAAGAUGUGUCGCAGUUGCAUGGCGUCCUCAUUAGUUAUGUAACUGAUGAUCGGGGAAAGGUGAGGAAGCAAUCACAUUUAUGUCUGCGUGAAGUCCUGAAGUAUUUUCAGUCAGUACCAAUGUUAGUACCAUUGCAUUCACAAGCAAGUGAAGUCAUUGUAAAUGUCUUUGAGAGAUUUCUUUUGCUUGCUGGGGGAUCUAAUGCAAGUGUUUCAGAAGGGUCCAAAGCUGCACAGGAAGUUCUAUACAUUCUUGAUGCCCUUAAAAUUUGCCUGCCCUAUAUGGCCUCAACUUCCUCAACAAAAAUCUUGAAGCACUACAAAUCUUUGCUGGAGCUGAAACAUCCCAUCGUUACCAAACGCAUAACAGAUGGGCUGAAUGCUCUGUGCCUCCAUUCUGCUGGAGACAUAUCUGCAGAACUCUUGGUUGAUUUGUUAUGCUCUUUAGGUUUUUCAGUUUCUGCAAAUCCAUCAUCUGCUGAUAGUAUGACAUUUACUACACGCCUGCUGAAUAUUGGGAUGAAUUUAGUUUAUUCUCGCAACAGGCAAAUAUGUGUGGUCAAGCUUCCCGUCAUUUUUAAUGCACUUAAAGAGGUUUUGGCUUCUGAACAUGAGGGGGCUGCAGUAGCAUCAAUGGAAACAUUUAAAAGCUUAAUAAAUUCAUGUAUUGAUGAGAUCUUGAUUAAACAAGGUGUGGAUGAGAUUAUCACAAAUGCCAAUGCAGCUAUAAGGAAAUCUGGCCCCACAAUCAUUGAAAAAGUUUGUUCGACAAUUGAAAGUCUGCUUGAUUAUCACUAUGAAGCUGUCUGGGAUAUGUCAUUUCAAAUUGCUUCAACCAUGUUUAACAAAUUAGGCAAGUCUUCAUUUUACUUAUUGAAAGGUACACUAAAGAACUUAGCUGAUUUGCAAAAGUUGCCAGAUGAAGACUUUGUGUUCAGGAAACAGUUGACCCAGUGUGUAGGAGCAGCGCUUAGCUCUAUGGGACCUGAGGCCUUUCUGAGUCUUAUACCACUGAAUUUGGAAGAUGAAGAUCUAUCUGAAAGCAAUCUUUGGCUAUUCCCAAUCCUGAAACAGUACACUGUUGGAGCUCAUUUGCAGUUCUUUUCCAAGUCAAUUUUGCCCUUGGUAGGAAAAAUGAAGCAGAAGUCUGCAGCGCUUGAGCAAGAAGGAAAAUUGCAAUUUGCAAGGAGUAUUGAUGGAAUUGUGUACUCCCUGUGGUCAUUGCUACCAUCAUUUUGCAAUUUCCCAGUUGAUACUUCUGAAAGUUUCAAAUAUCUGGAGAGAGCUUUAUGUGCUACUCUUAAAGAAGAGCCUGAUGUUCGUGGUAUCAUAUGCUCCAGCUUGCAGAUUCUUAUUCAGCAGAACAAGAAGAUUGUUGAAGGAAAGGAUAAUAGUACAAAUUCUGAACUACAAGUAGCAGAAGAACGAGCUAUUGCCCAUUAUACUGCACAAGUUGCUGAAUCAAACCUGAGUUCAUUGAAAUCAUCUGCUCGUGAAUUAUUUUCAGCUCUUACAGGAGUUUAUUUAGAUUCAUCUAAAGAUACUGCGGGCAUUUUGCAGUCUACUAUUGGUGACCUUGCUUCUAUAUCUGAUAGACAAGUGGUCUCAUGGAUUUUCAAGAGAACCAUGCAGAAGCUUUUAAAGGUUACCCAGGAGGCUGCUAAUUCAAAUGAUACAAAAAAUUCAAAUAUGAUGCAGAUUGACUCAUCGGAUGAUGGUUCACGGUCAAAAGGCAGGGCUCGACUGUUUGACCUUGCAGUUUCCUUUCUACCUGGGUUGGACUCAAAGGAAAUUGAUCUUCUAUUUAUUGCCAUACAACCUGCAUUGAAGGAUGCUGAUGGCUUGAUCCAGAAGAGGGCGUAUAGAGUGUUGUCUAUAAUCUUCCAGGGUUCUGACGAUUUCAUUUCAAGAAGACUCGGAGAGAUGCUCAAUUUGAUGAUUGAAGUGCUGCCCUCUUGUCAUUUUUCUGCUAAGCGCCACAGACUUGACUGCUUAUACUUCUUGAUUAUUUAUGUUUUGAAGGAAGGAUCUGAACAGAGGAGGCAAGACAUAACUGCUUCUUUUCUUACUGAAAUUAUAUUAGCUCUAAAAGAGGCAAACAAGAAAACAAGAAACCAGGCUUCCGAUAUACUUGUACAGAUUGGUCGUAUCUGUGGAGACGAGAAUGGUGGCAAGGAGAAGUUGCAUCAAUUUUUUAACAUGGUUGCUGGUGGCCUGGCGGGUGAGAGCCCCCAUAUGAUCAGUGCUGCGAUGACAGGCUUAGCUCGUCUGGCCUACGAGUUCUCUGAUCUUGUUUCUGCUGCUUACAAUGUUCUUCCAUCUGCUCUUCUCCUACUACAAAGGAAAAACAAAGAAAUAAUCAAGGCUAAUUUAGGUUUGCUGAAAGUAUUGGUUGCAAAAUCGCCAACUGAUAGCCUGCAAACAUACUUGCGAAGCAUGGUGGAAGGGUUGCUGAAUUGGCAAGAUAGUACCAGAAACCAUUUCAAGGCAAAGGUUAAAUUGCUCCUGGGAAUGCUCGUGAGGAAAUGUGGUCUGGAUGCUGUUAAAGAAGUCAUGCCUGAGGAGCAUAUGAAACUCCUAACAAAUAUUCGAAAGCUUAAGGAGCGAACUGAGAGGAAACAAUCUGCAAAAUCCUCAGAAGAUAGGUCAAUUCAGUCAAGAGCGACUACAUCGAGAAUGAGUCGAUGGAAUCACACAAGGAUAUUUUCUGAUUUCGAUGAUGUGGAAACGAGGAACAGCGACGGUGAGUUUGCUGAUGGAAAGAGCAUUUCUACUCGUCGGAGCAAGUUUUCCUCUGCAAUGCAAUCCAAGGCAUCUUUGUUACGAUCCAAGCGGGCCCGCAAAGCUGCAAAGAGUUUACAAGAAGACUCCUUCAACCAAUUGGACGACGAGCCCCUCGACUUACUUGAUAGUCAACGAACAAGAUCUGCACUUCGACUAUCACAGCCAUUAAAGAGGAAGCCCGAUUUGGAAGAUGAACUCGAGAUAGAUUCUGAAGGGCGUCUAAUUAUUCGCGAGGAUGGUAAGAGGAAACAGAAGCGAGAUCCCUCCUUGGAAACUGGCGAGGCAGAUGAUGGGAGGAGCGAAAUUUCUGGCAGCUCAAGAAAAACGAAAAAGCGGCUAAAGACAACAUCAGAGGCGGGGUGGGCAUACACUGGGAAGGAAUACGCUAGCAAAAAGGCAAGAGGUGACUUGAAGAGAAAAGACAAACUUGAACCCUACGCAUAUUGGCCGCUUGAUCGGAAGAUGAUGAGCCGAAGACCGGAACAACGGGCAGCUGCCCGAAGAGGCAUGGCAAGUGUGGUGAAGCUGACCAAGAAACUGGAAGGGAAAAGUGUGUCGAAUGCCCUUUCGAUGUCGAAAAAGCGCAAGAAGAAUGGAAACUGAAAGAUGAAUGGGAGUGAGUCGUAAAAAAUUUUGGUAGUUGAGCGAUACUCUUUUUGUUCUGUUGGGGACGGUGAAAUUAUGAAUAUGGUGAUGGUGGCUGCAGUUAGUUAUAUUAUGCCUCAGACUCAGUUGCUACUUUUUCUUAUAUGCAUUGUAAAAUCACUGAUGGUGUGUUUAUUGGUAAUGUUUUGGUUUUGAUUUUGUUA
This is a messenger RNA of Andrographis paniculata, 4129 nucleotides long. RefSeq lists its product as uncharacterized. The record is from RefSeq and is a predicted model, not a curated record. The transcript has 17 exons. Lineage: Eukaryota; Viridiplantae; Streptophyta; Magnoliopsida; Lamiales; Acanthaceae. Bases 99 to 3923 code for a protein of 1274 amino acids.